Messenger RNA from Psilocybe cubensis, 1293 nucleotides. RefSeq lists its product as uncharacterized. Lineage: Eukaryota; Fungi; Basidiomycota; Agaricomycetes; Agaricales; Agrocybaceae. The transcript is spliced from 12 exons. The record is from RefSeq and is a predicted model, not a curated record. Bases 1 to 1293 code for a protein of 430 amino acids.
AUGUUUAAACACUUAAAAGUUCAACGGCCUGACGCUCACUUCGUUGCAUUCCGAGUGCCUGGAGACAGCCGUCCCGGAAGUAUGGCAUUCCCGGACUUAUUCAACCCUGUCUCCAGGGUGGAAUCGAGGAAAACUCAAAAGCUUUCGAGCACAAGAGAUACGGUAUACCCAACUCCCCGUCCUACCACUUGCGUUGAGAGUUUUAUCAGUUGCAGACGCCCUUUCCAAAAUUUGGACUGGGACGUCGACUCGGCUAAAACCGUUGAAGUCAUCAAAGCAAUUGAAGUCAUGUCUCACACGGCACCCGUAUCCACCGGUUUCUCCUCCAACUUUUUCAAUUUGCUUUCAUCCCUUAUCCCUGCGAGGACCACCACAAACAUAUGGUUUGUCAGCUAUACAUUGAUGUUUUGCGAUUAUUUCAGUACUCUAGAAAUAGAGAUCAGUGACGUUUGGACAUGUGAACUAUCUUUUGGGGUGCUUUUAUUCUAUGUUAAUCGAUACUUGCCGUUAUUCGAUUUGGUUAUCUUCUUGCGUCCGGUUCUAGCAGGGCCAUUGUCAGCCAAGGAGUGUAAAUUCAAUUUCCCGACAGCAUUUUGGCUUAUUACGGUUGGCCUGAUAACUUCCCAAACCGUCAUUAUCCUUCGAACAUAUGCGAUAUGGGGCCGCCGCCGUCUCAUAUUAUAUAUCUUAACACCGAUUGUCACCAUUCUCUUUGGUUCAAUGCUAGCCGUCACAAGUUGGAAAACCUACCUAUAUCACGUUAAGACUCGGGAUUUCUCAAUACCUGGGGUCCCUUUCCUACCAGAAGACUUUAAAUGUACAUUGGCAUCCAUCACAUACGACAAAAAUGACCGCCUAGGCAUGUUUGUUCUGUUUUUAAUUGUCACUAUCGGAGAAACUGCCAUUGUUGUCCUGACCUUGAUUAGGGCGAACUAUCACAUGACCGAAUUUUCCCCACAGUGGGUAGGCCAAUUGUACAAAAACGGGAUAGUUUUUUGUGUAUGCAUGGCUGGGCUAAGCCUAAUUAAUGCGAUAGUAGUCCUCAGUGCACCCGUGCAUUACAGAAUCAUUUUUAUACCUGCACAGCGUAUCCUCCAUUCCAUUUUCGCCAAUCGAGUGAUGCUUUUGAUAUUCCAAAAUCGAAGGCGAUUGAAGGCAACAGGUAGUGUUACUGGCUCCAAUUCAAGCAGGCGCAGUACGACCAUGGAUCUCUUCACAUCUGUAUAUCCUGAAGAUUUUGAGUUUGAGCAGCCUUCAUGGCGUACAAGGGCACAAAUUGAAUGGAUACGAUGA